Molecule: messenger RNA, 1229 nt
Organism: Spea bombifrons (plains spadefoot toad)
Lineage: Eukaryota; Metazoa; Chordata; Amphibia; Anura; Pelobatidae
Gene: PTGER2
Product: prostaglandin E receptor 2
Exons: 2
Coding region: 78-1208 (376 amino acids)
Biological process (GO): inflammatory response; adenylate cyclase-activating G protein-coupled receptor signaling pathway; positive regulation of cytosolic calcium ion concentration
Cellular component (GO): plasma membrane
Molecular function (GO): prostaglandin E receptor activity
Source: RefSeq, a predicted model, not a curated record
CCUGCCAUGAGCUGUCGGGCUCCUCUGUGCUGAUAUUGGAAGGGGGCUUUCUCCACAGCUCUGCCUCCUCCGGGAGCAUGAAUGGGGCAGCAGGAUCCAGCAACCGGACCACCAAUGACUUCUGCGUUAACAAAACCCACCUGGACCCCAACGAGAGUCCGGCCAUCAGCGCCGUGAUGUUUGCAGCGGGGGUAGUGGGGAACCUGAUUGCCCUGGUGCUGUUGGCAAGUCGCAAGAGGGGGCAAACCUCCCUAUUCCUCAUCCUGGUCACCGGACUGGUCAUCACUGACCUACUGGGCACCUGCAUGAUCAGCCCAGUGGUUCUGGUCUCAUACACCAAAAACCUCACUUUGUGUGCCAUGGAUGCCAGUGUCUGCCACUACUUUGCCUUCGCGAUGACUUUUUUCAGCCUUGCCACCAUGCUUGUCCUCUUUGCUAUGGCUCUGGAGCGAGCCCUGGCCAUAGGGCAUCCCUACUUUUAUGAGAAGUACAUUAGGAAACGCUGUGGCCUCAUCACCUUCCCUGUGAUCUACCUCUUCUGCAUCUUCUUCUGCCUCCUGCCAUCCAUGGGUGUAGGGGGGUAUAUACAGUAUUGCCCCGGGACCUGGUGCUUUAUAAAUAUGCGGGGGCAUUAUGUGAAUGGACGGACCAGCAAUGUGUACUCCACUUUGUACGCCACUCUCCUGCUCAUCCUGAUCAUCGCUGUCAUAUCGUGCAAUGUAGUUGUGAUGGUCAGCCUGGUGAGGAUGCACAGACGCCAGAAGACACGAAGAUUUGGAUCGCUGAUGGUGAAUAAGAGAGAAAGAGUGUCCAUGUCAGAGGAGGUUGACCACCUCAUCCUCCUGUCCAUCAUGACAAUCAUCUUCAUCAUCUGCUCUGUCCCUUUUACAGUCCGGGCAUAUAUCAACAGAUUUGAAAGCCUGCGUGAUGACAAGCAAGACCUUCGGGCAUUACGAUUUCUUUCUGUCAAUUCGAUAAUUGACCCCUGGGUGUUCACUAUAUUAAGACCCUCUGUUCUCAGAUUAAUUCGAUCUCUGGUUUGCUGUCGGACUCCAUUUAAGGCAACAAAUUCUAUAGCUAAUCCCUCAUUUAAUACCCGACUAUCAACGAAUAAGCUCAACAUUGUGGACACCAAUUAUGGAAGCUCUCAAAAGAACCAUCUGGACAGUCAUGGAAAAAAUGACCAAGGGGAAAAAUCAGAUGUUUAAAAACAUUAACAUAAAAAGAAA